This is a messenger RNA of Purpureocillium lilacinum, 1215 nucleotides long. RefSeq lists its product as uncharacterized. NCBI's taxonomy places the organism in Eukaryota, Fungi, Ascomycota, Sordariomycetes, Hypocreales, Ophiocordycipitaceae. The record is from RefSeq and is a predicted model, not a curated record.
AUGGCGCAACCGCCGCCUCUGCGCAGGCGCGACCGCAACUCCCGCCUCGACGACGACUACUACUACCACCCUUCACCCACUCGCGGCGACGGUAUCAACGGCGGCGACCCCUACGGCCCUCCUCCCCGCCGCCACAAGUCGGAGCGCCGCGGCCGCCCCGUCCCCGACUUUGGGCCCGAUGACGCCUUUAGCCCGCCGCGGCGCAGUCGCCGCAAUCGAUCGCCCGACCCCUACGAAUUCAAGAAGCCCGCGGCCGGCGGCAGUGGUGGCAGCAGACGCCCGCGCAGCCCGCCUCCAUACUACGCCUCUGAGCCUGAGCGGCCGAGGAGGGAGUCGCGCAGGGAGCGCCCGCCUCCGCCGUUUGAGCGCGAUGCGGCUGCCUUUCCGCCGGAUCCCCGCGCGGAGAGGGACCGCCCGUCGAGGCGGCGCAGAGAUGGCCCCGUGAGCCCUCCGCGGGGCCGCCGUGGGAGAGAGUCCCCGCCGCCGUACAUGGACUCGCGGCAUCGCGGGGCUCCUCGCGACGGCCCCCCGCCUGCUAUGUACGGCGCCGGGGCGGGGGCCGCUGCGGGGGCUGCAGCCGGUGCCGGCGCCGGAGGUCGACACGGAAGCCCCGACGCCCGCCCGAGACGACGACACAUAUCGCCAGAGCCGAGGCCGCGCGGGCGCGACGCACACCCGCCCCGAGGAUACAGCCCCGACCACGACCCCCGUCGGCGUCCGCGCUCCCAAGCCAAGCCCACCGCUCGAGGCGCCGCCUCACCACCACCCUUGGCCACCCGCGGACGCACGGCCACAGCAGCACCCGCUGGAGGGGCCGCCGCCGCCGCCGGAGCAGUGCCAAAGCCCGCGCGGCGCAACUCCAUGCCUGCCUCCUUCAUGAAGAAGGGCGCCGCCCUGUGGGCCAACCCGCUGAUCCAGGCCGGCGCCCGGACGGCCUUCACCGCGGGCGCGCAGGCCGCCAUGAAGAGCCGCAACGACCCGAGCCCCUGGCUGGGGGCCAAGGGCGCCAAGGUGGCGACGGCGGCGCUGGGUGCCGCCCUGGUCGACGGCUUCAUGGGCCAGAAGCAUCCGGGCAGUGCGCGCCAGGGCAUGAUGCGCUCCGGCGUCGAGGCCGUGCUGGGCGAGGCGGAGAGGCGGUCCUCGGGCGACAAGCACCACUCUAGCAGUGGAGAUAAGCACCGCUCCAGCGGCAGGAGCAGCCGAAGGAGGGAUUAG